Messenger RNA from Leptonychotes weddellii (Weddell seal), 904 nucleotides. RefSeq names its product transmembrane protein 88 (gene TMEM88). Lineage: Eukaryota; Metazoa; Chordata; Mammalia; Carnivora; Phocidae. Gene Ontology annotation, cellular component: plasma membrane. Gene Ontology annotation, molecular function: PDZ domain binding. Gene Ontology annotation, biological process: negative regulation of canonical Wnt signaling pathway. The record is from RefSeq and is a predicted model, not a curated record.
CCAGGCAGGCCAUGGCGGAUGUCCCCGGGGCGCAGCGACCGGCUCCCGGCGGCGGCCCGGAGCCCCGGGACCCCCUGGACUGCUGGGCCUGCGCUGUGCUGGUCACGGCCCAGAACCUGCUGGUGGCUGCCUUCAACCUCCUGCUGCUGGCGCUGGUGCUGGGGACCAUCCUGCUACCCGCUGUCACCAUGCUAGGCUUCGGCUUCCUCUGCCACUCCCAGUUCCUGCGCUCCCAGGCGCCCCCUUGCACCGCGCACCUGCGGGACCCGGGCUUCACGGCCCUGCUGGUCACCGGAUUCCUGCUCCUCGUGCCGCUGCUCGUGCUGGCCCUGGCCAGCUACCGCCGCCUCUGCCUGCGCCUCCGCCUGGCCGACUGCCUCGUGCCCUACAGCCGGGCCCUCUACCGGCGCCGGCGCGCCCCGCAGCCGCGGCAGACCCGGGCCUCCCCGGGGCCCCAGGCCGCUCCCACGUCAGGGAAGGUCUGGGUCUGAGGACCCUCGAGUCAAGAACCACCCUGACGACUGCCCCCACUCCCAGGCGGCCCGAGGACUUGAAGCCCGGGGGUCUCCCGACCUGCCCCGCCCCCACCCUGCCUAAGCCGGGGUCCAGCACCGCCUCGGGGAACCGGAGCAUCCGUGGACGAGAGCUGGCGGAAGGCCGCCACACCCCGGGAAACCCCCUCUCCUCCUCCUACCUAGAUCUGAAUCCUGGACAUCUGGGCUGGACGCUGCACACCCCCCAUCACUCCGCCCUCCCCUCCUCCUCCCUCAGGACGACGGAACCGCGUGUCCUCCUUGCCUGGUGCAGCUCUUCUAGUAUUUACGGGCUGGGGGUGGGGGAGGCAGGUUGGAGGGGAAGGAGUGAGCACACAUCAAUAAAGAACGAACUGAACGCGUUCCUGGGA